AUGCGACGCAACGUCCACCACUCUGUCGAGGAUCUCAAUGCCACCGUCCAACGUGUCUUGGCCGGAGAAUCGCAAGUCGACGUCAGCGCAGCAAUCAACAUUGCGUACCGGACGUUGAAAACGUAUGUUCACAAGCACCGCCACGACAUUUAUCCCACACGGCUGCGGAAAGAGCCACCACCAACGCUACCACUCAAAUGCGGAGACAGUUUCGUGGAUCGUCGGGAUGCAGCAGACUGGAUUCCCUACCGCGUGAAAGGCGACUGUGUAUCCCGGAAAGAACACCGCGACGAAUGUUGCGUAAACAACUACUACUACCGCGAUGACUAUCGUGAAGACUAA
Molecule: messenger RNA, 342 nt
Organism: Aphanomyces astaci
Lineage: Eukaryota; Oomycota; Saprolegniomycetes; Saprolegniales; Verrucalvaceae
Exons: 2
Coding region: 1-342 (113 amino acids)
Source: RefSeq, a predicted model, not a curated record